Messenger RNA from Pseudophryne corroboree (corroboree frog), 3714 nucleotides. RefSeq names its product polymeric immunoglobulin receptor-like. Gene Ontology annotation, molecular function: transmembrane signaling receptor activity. The transcript has 13 exons. NCBI's taxonomy places the organism in Eukaryota, Metazoa, Chordata, Amphibia, Anura, Myobatrachidae. The record is from RefSeq and is a predicted model, not a curated record. Bases 362 to 2158 code for a protein of 598 amino acids. Gene Ontology annotation, cellular component: plasma membrane.
GAAAAGCACUGGAUGCACUUUCACUUCUCAUAAUAGACAGAGCUGUGCUGGGGAGAGGAUUAAACUCACUUGUCCUCCCAGACAACCUCAGAACAAGUACAACUUGGCUGGCCUCUGCUACAACCUAAGAAGGAUAAGGAGUUGUUGCCAGAGAAGGGAGAUCCAAUAGAGCUGCCAUCUCAACUGUAAGUAAUCCAGUCUGUCCUCUGCUCAUCCAUCAUUGUAUGGUUUGGAGCAACUACAAAACAGGAGAAAAAUGGACUCCAAAGAGUAAUAAGAGCUGCUGGAAAAAAAAAUGCUGCAGAUCUAAUUAAAGUGAAAAGGAUAUAACCAGUUUGGAGCUCGCUUUCUGGCCUACAGUAUGAUGACUAAACUAAUGAUUUUGUUUGGCCUAAUUUAUGUCUUCAUUAUCCACAAUGUUGAGUCCUCAGGAUUAGUUUGCCCAAAGCAAGCAACUGGAAUAGUUGGUGGAUCUGUUACCUUCACGUGCAUGUACUCAACUAGUAUCAAAGCCAAUCUACACACUCGGAAGUUCAUGUGCCUGCAAGGUGGACAGCACAAAAGAUGUAAAAGUGUAAUUGUGUCCACAAGUCGUUAUGUGGAUCAAAGAUUUUUGGGCCGUGCUGAAAUUUUGGAUGGGAAGGAUGGCACACUUACUAUUACACUGUCUGAUUUACAGAAGACUGAUGAAGGCAACUACGUAUGUGGUAUUGGCCAAAGUAAUGAUGGGAUCAUGGAUGAUAUCAGCGUGGCAGUGACAGAAGACUCGGUCAUCCCAACUGAACCAAAACUCGUCUAUGUUCAACUAAGGGGCACAGUAAAAUUAAGAUGUGAAUUUGGAGACCAAAACACUGCAAACAGGAAAUACCUAUGCAAGAUAUUGCAAACCGGCUGCAAGAAUAUAAUUGACAACACGGGAGAAAUAGCGGCUGAGUACCAAGGGAGAAUUUUGCUACAAACAGAUGAAAGGAAUCCAGGAAGUUUUACAGUCACAAUAAUACAGCUGAAAAAUGAAGACUCUGGGCACUAUUCUUGCGGAUUGGGUCACUAUGGAGAACCUGGAGACAUCUCUAAUUUUGAUUUGAGGAUCAAUGAAGACACUGAUAUACCCCAGGGAUCUAAAUCACUGUCUUCUAGGUUGGGUGGGUCUGUUACUGCUCUUUGUAAGUACAACCCCAAAAAGAACUACACAGGCAAAUUUUGGUGCAAGUUGGAAGAUACAGUCUGUAAUCCAAUCAUAACAACAGAUGGAUAUGUGCUGGAGAACUAUGAAGGAAGAGUGGUCAUUCAUGAUAACCCUACAAAUGGUACUAUGCAGUUCAUCAUGAACCAGAUCAACAAAGAAGAUGAAGGCUGGUACUGGUGUGUGUUAACCGAUGGAAAACACGAUCAGACAUCCACUGUAGAACUAAGUAUCUCAGAAGGAAACCUUGAAGGAUUAAAUGGGAACAAAAUUAUUGAAGUAACUGCUGGGGAAACAGCCAAAAUCACAUGUUCCUAUCCAUGUCGGUUUAAACCCUAUGAAAAAUACUUGUGCAGAUGGAGUAACUUUGGCUGUGAGCGUGUGACUUCCCAGGACGAUGAUCAGAAUGGUCUGAGCAUUACAUGUGAGACUCACCACUUGGUGCGGACUAUUGAUUCAGUGUCCCAGAAGGACAGUGGAUGGUACUGGUGUGGAGUUAAAAAAUCUGACCGAUAUGGGGAGACUAUAGCAGUGCAACUAAUAGUAACAGAGAAAAAUAUAGAACACAGUGAUCCCAUUGAGUCACGUGCUAACAUUGUUAACAACAGAAAUAAUCAAGUGAUUGUGACUCCUCCAAGCAAUGACAAUAGCAAGAAUGGAACAAUCGUUGCUGCAAUUAUCUCAGUAUGUGCUGCUGUCUUGGUGGUUACUGCUGUCAUCGUCAUUUUUAGACUGAGAAAGAGGAAGAAUUCAGAUUUAGUCUCUGUUGGAAGCUACAGGACUAAUAUAAGCAUGAGUGACCUGGACAAUGUCAUUGGCAAGGACAACCCUGCAGUCAUUCAGACUCAGGAAACUGAUAUAAGUAAAUCAAAAGAGGGACCAAAGAUCAACAAAAAGGGAUCUCAGGAGGAUCUUGAUUAUUCCAGUUUCCUGAUACAUGAUAUUGGAUCUCCAAAUGAGGACCUUACUUCAUAGAGCCUUUCUGGAGGUUACACAAAAUGUAUUCAAUAGAACCAUAAACAUAAACCAUAUGCACAAUCAUUAGUUAUAAUCGGCAAUCAUAGCUACAGCAGACUUUAUUUCUAUACACUGAAUGUAAGAACACAGAGAUACCUAUGCUUUUCAAGAGAAGGUAACUGACUGAAAUGUAAGGACCAUGAUCUAUUGCCAAAGAACAUUUUUUAAGUUAGAAUUUGGCCAGAUAUUAAAAACUAUUUUGUAAUAAAUUAUUUUAUUUGUUUGCAUUAACAAUAAAGUAAACAGUGACAUGAAAUAAAGUGAAAUAAAAGCUACCAAUGGAUUGUAUGUAUAAUAGACAAUGUGGUAGCGUAACACUGUAAGAUAAAUAAUAGAAGUAGAACCUUUUAGAGGUUGGGCAAACACAGUGAUGUAACAGGAUCUUCAUGUGGGGUCUAUGGGCCUGAUUCAUAGUUGUAUGCAAACCUGACGGGAAGAGCAUGUGCAGGACCCCUUCUGCGCAUGUGAGGGGGCUGUGCUGGGCAGCGUUCCCUUAAACAAGGGUGUGUCAUCCCCAUUUUCUGAGAGUGCCAAGGCCAGGGUCUGCAUCUUCUGGCACAGAUUUACUGGCCCUGGAAGCCAGAACAGCCUGGCCAUCCUGAGUAACAUGUGUUAACGCAAGUGAUCCAAUGGUGCGAUUUACAAAGAGACCUCCUGCAGCAUCAGCAUAGUUUAGUGUCCAUCUCUGAAUCCGGCCCUAAAUUACACAAAUCCACAGUGUGACGCAUGAACUUUUCUUUUUACAAAAAGUCCCAUCCAUAUUUAUCCAUCUGCUGCCACAAUAACAAUUUGGACCUUAGACAUUUAAGAUGCACUGUACAUCAAAUAUGUUUACUUUAGACACAGAUACAGAAUAAUGGAGAUCAGCACUUAAAUACAGGCUGGCAAGAAUUGUGAUAUUAAUACAUUAGUCAUCAGCUGAGGGAUAUAAAGUGUAUUUUUUUUCUAAAUAAGUCAAUAAUUUCAAUAAUUUUUUAUUAACAGAAAUAUAGAAAUAAUCAAAAAUACAGUACACAUGAUUUGUUUUUGCUGCUAUAUAUCUCAGGGGAUGAUUCUGAAGAAGUACAGUAUUUGCUUCUACUUUUGAUUAACAAGCCAAAUGUUCUUACAGAACUCAUAUAUUCAUAACUUCAUUAUCUAUAUUAGCAAAUGACACUGCAUAGAAUGAUUUGCUAAGCACUGGCAUUUCAUGUCAGAAGGAUUUUCAAUUGCAAAUAAAAGAUUACAUUACAUUCAAGCUACUAUUAUUUAGCAAUCAUUUUCUCUAAGCUCCAUAUUACUGUAAGUGUAUUGUUUUCUUAUAUUGUUUUUUUUUGUGUCUGAACCAUUUAAAGGGACAACUGAUAAAUCUGAAUUUAUGUGAAUGAAAGAAAUGUUGUGUUUCGCCACACAGACAGUACAAAUAAUUAAAUUACAAAAUAAUGAUUGCUACUGAAAUUUUUCUAAUAGUUCAAAGUUAAUCUUUGAGAUACGUGCCUUAUUUUCAAAUAAAAUAGAAUUGUGCCUACAUCAAA